Messenger RNA from Pecten maximus, 3406 nucleotides. RefSeq names its product origin recognition complex subunit 3-like. NCBI's taxonomy places the organism in Eukaryota, Metazoa, Mollusca, Bivalvia, Pectinida, Pectinidae. The transcript has 20 exons. Gene Ontology annotation, molecular function: DNA replication origin binding. Gene Ontology annotation, biological process: DNA replication; DNA replication initiation. The record is from RefSeq and is a predicted model, not a curated record. Gene Ontology annotation, cellular component: nuclear origin of replication recognition complex; DNA replication preinitiation complex; nuclear pre-replicative complex. Bases 85 to 2214 code for a protein of 709 amino acids.
AAUAUAAACAAAAACUCCCGCGGAAUUUUGCAGCACACGUGUAUGGUUUAAUGAUUCGAUAAUAGAUGUUUAAGACAUUGGACCAUGGAGACUGGUUCGUCGGUGUCGAAGGGAGUUUUUGCUUACAAAGGAAAGAAGAAAUCAGUAAAUCCUGAAAAAUAUUUCCCGAGAACUGAGACUGUUAACACAUGGAAGAGAAGACUGGAAACGUAUCAAAGUUUGUGGGAAAAUGUGGAUACUGAGAUCCAGAUACUGCAAUCCAACUUGAAUACUAAGAUAUUUGACGACCUUUUGAAAUUUACUAAGACAUGUCAUACAGAUUUUACCUUGUCAAGUCAGACAGGGAACCCUCGUACCAAGGAAGUCCCUACGGCUGCUCUUGUAACAGGUGUAAAUACACCCGACCAUGGUGUGAUGUUUGCUACGCUUGUCAAUCUACUUCAGGAGAGAGUUUCUCCCCUUGUUGCAAUUCUUCAGUCUAAAGACUGUAACAACGUCAAAAACACACUCUCAAAACUUCUGGGACAAAUCUUGAAGAAUCCUCAACUGUUUAUUGAGGAUGAAGAAUCUCCAGAAGUUAGUCAGAAAAAUCUGCCAAUCAGCCUGGCCACACUCGCCGAUUGGUACGACGAUAAAUAUUCGCUGAACCAUUCCAGUCCAAAGAAGCGGAAAUCUACUGGAGGUGGUGGUGUUGACAGUCAGCCCCUUCCCCCUGUCAUUAUGGUGUUUGAAGACCUUGAAAGCUUUCAGCCACGAGUCCUGCAGGAGUUCAUUACAAUCUGCAGUAACUAUCUAGGUCAGCUGCCAAUCGUUUUUGUGUUUGGCAUUGCUACGUCUGUGUCAGCUGUUCACCGUCUCCUGCCCAAUUCUGUGUCGUCUACACUGUGUAUGGAGAAGUUCCAGGCACCACCAUCUACUGAGUAUCUCACCCUGCUCAUCAACCAGAUUCUGAUGUCAAAAUGCUGUCCAUUCAAGCUAGGCUCCCGAGUGUUCAAACUUCUGCUGGAUAUAUUUCUCUACCAUGAUUUUUCAGUUCUUAAUUUCAUAAAAGGACUUCAGUUCUCGAUGAUGGACCACUUCAUGUCAAACCCAAUGAGUCACUUGUGCUGCCCCCUGGAGGAUAUCUCCAACCAGACAAAGAGACUCAGUAACAAUGAGCUGGAACUCAUUCGUCAGCUUCCUUCCUUCAUGAGGUAUGUGAAGUACAUGUGGAGAGUUGCCCUACUGCCCAGACAAGCUGAGUUGUUAACAGAUGAUACAGAACUCAAGAUUGAAGUGUUGAAGUUACUGACAAGAAUACAUACCUUUCGUGAGGAAUUCUAUCCCAUGUUGAGGUGUCUUCAUACUCUUGUGUCAAAGCUUCCCAAACAGCCUUUAGGAAAACAGCUGCGAGAAGUUUAUGCUACAGUGCUAGGUUGGAACAUAGAGGAGAAUGAAGAUUACAAAACAUCUUUAGAUUUAUUGAAAUUCAUGUCAAAAGAUGAACUGACAGGUUUGUUGAGGGAAUGUGCAAGUUGCCUUGGCGAUGAUCUUCCCUCCAAUCAGAAAGACAUCCCUACAUCUAUAGCCUCACUACUGGACAGAUUCGACACACUUCAUGAACUAGUCGAAAGUGAGGAAGAGGAGCAAGUCCCAGAAAGCAGUCCUGUGAUCAAGAAAACAGAUCUCCACAGUUUGAAAAAGAGGCUACAAGAGAUGGAGAAAAAGAAAAAGAAACUGUCCCCAUAUGAAAAGUUGAGAUCUGAAUGUAUAGAUUACUUCGAUUCCUUAUUCAGGAAAUACCUAGUAAGUCCAAAAACUCUGCCUCUUUACGAGCUACUGUACUAUGACUCGGCCAGCAAAGUAAGGAGUCACCUGGCUGCCUCACCUAGGUCAGCUGUACAGCUGGCUCUCGGAAAUUCUCACACCUAUCUUCACAACCAGCUGGAGAGUGAUAAUUUGGGGACCAUCAGCCCAGAUAUCCCCGACCUGUGUAUUGUAUACAAGCUACAUCUGGAGUGUAGCCAGCUCAUCAACCUCUACGACUGGCUCCAGGCGUUCAUUACAGUGAAGACUUCAAAUGAAGAAGAAAAUGAUGAUCAGACCAAGAAUCCAGACAAGAUUUUACAAGCACGAUUCAUCAGAGCCGUGUCCGAACUCCAAUUCCUUGGCUUUGUCAAACCCACCAAGAGAAAGACCGACCAUGUAGCCAGACUGACAUGGGGAGGGUGUUGAAAUGAAGUGAAAAUAAGACAGGAAUGAUGGAAACAAAUAAAAAACUGUGUUAGAGAUACUCACGAUUCAAUGAGUCUAUUUUGAAGAGCUUAGGAAAAUAUCUAGGCUAUGGAGUUUGGAAUGACAGUAAUUCCGAUGGAUGAUCAUAAACCUUGUCCAUGUUGAAAAUCCCAGGAUCUUGUUUUUGAUAUAGACACAUUUGUGUCUUCGCAGCUCGUACGGAAUACGUUGUGUCAAAAUGACAAAAUGUCUGUACCUGCCAUUCUGUGGAAGAUACAAGUUGACUUGUCUUGGAAACUCUUUGUGAUUAACCAUACGUUGGUACAUAUCUGUGAUGUCAUUGGUUCGGAGGACUCCCGAUUUGUGAAACAGCAACCACCCAUAGAAAUUAUUUAAUUCAAACAGAACUAUACAAUAGGUAUUCUUUUUCUCCAGCAUUCUUGUGAAGAAUUUAUUUAUUUCUGGAUUCCUCUCGUUGGAUAUAUAUUUUACCGAAAUAGCCCUGACAAAGAUAGAAUCACACUGACAUUGACAUGCUCUAAUUGAGAUGUACAAUGUAGUUCUUUCAAAGGAUAGAUACCUGUUUGUGAUUGGUCAGGUUUUCAUGUGUGAAACCAAUCAGAUGACAUACCGUGAAUGAGUCUUCAGUUUUUGUCAUGAAAUUCCUUAACAGAUAGUUUAUUGGGAGUGGAACAAAUGGAUAUCCAAGAUAAGUUUGAUUCUAACUUAAACUUUUGAAUCCACUCAAAAACAAAAAAGUAUACAUCUGAGAUAACCAGUCUCUGAUAAAGUGGUUAUAAUUACUCAUAUUUCUGUUUGUUUUUCUCAUUUUUUAUGAAUAGUAUUAACUGAGUGAAUACAUAUGUUUGUCUACAUCUAGAUCUUCCAUACAAUGAAUGCUGGAUAUCUAACUUGCUUCUUAACUGAUUUUUUGUAGCUCUGUAAUCAAACUGGGAUUUUUGUCUUGAUUUAAAAAAAAUACUAUACCUGAUAAUUUUUUGUGUGUAUUAGAUUGCCUUGUAUAGAAAAGAAAAUGUUGAUUGAUGUAGAUUGUAUGUGUUACACUAGAUGUGUUAUGGAAUAUUGGGAGAUCAUUCUUCUCAGAACAUCAGUAGAACUAUACAGGCCGUUGUUGUCUCCUUAUUGGACAAUUUAUUUUUGCACAUUUAAAAAAUAAAUUAAAAGUCAUUUA